Topomyia yanbarensis is the source of this 2850-nucleotide messenger RNA. Its product is annotated as multidrug resistance-associated protein 1-like. Gene Ontology annotation, biological process: transmembrane transport. Gene Ontology annotation, molecular function: ABC-type transporter activity; ATP binding; ATP hydrolysis activity. Gene Ontology annotation, cellular component: membrane. The transcript has 4 exons. The record is from RefSeq and is a predicted model, not a curated record. NCBI's taxonomy places the organism in Eukaryota, Metazoa, Arthropoda, Insecta, Diptera, Culicidae.
AUGGCAUUGGUGGAACCGGCCAGAAAUAGAAAGGAAACCUUCUUCGCCCGUUGCCAGUUCGAUGGCACCGGAAAGCGAGGACGGCUUCAGCGAAAUACCAAGCCAUCCACAGCUGGGCGUAUGAAUGAUAAAGUGAAUCCGAAGAAGCGCAACCAAGCGUCCGACCGAGCAAAACUGAACGACCAACCGGCCGGCCCGCGCGAUGCAAGAAUAAACUGGACUAAUUCCAUCCGAAAUUUCACACGUUCGAUUCCAGUUGCCGGAGUGUUCACAAAACAGUUGCGUGCCCUACAGAUGGACCAGAUGAAGAUCAAGGAUGAGCGCAUGAAAAAUAUGAACGAAAUUCUCGGUGGAAUGAAAGUGCUGGAAUCGAUUCUGGGAAUUCGUAGUAAGGAAAUUAGGAAGAAAAUGGCAUACUAUGGAGCGGGAGUUUACUUUGUCUACUCGAUUGUUCCGUUUCUAGUUACCUUAGUUUCGUUCGUAGUUUACGUCCUAAUGGACGAGAAUAAUCAUUUGGAUCCACAGACCGCUUUCGUGUCGUUGGCGUUGUUCAACAUUCUUCGAUUCCCGCUGCAAAUUCUGCCAAUAAUGAUACCCGUUUCAAUGCAGGCUUGGGUUUCUGUUCAACGUAUAAACAAAUUUAUGAACAGUGCCGAGUUGGAUCUUAACAAUGUGACCCAUAAGAAGAGUGGAAAUGCGCUAUCUAUAAAAGACGGAACAUUUUCCUGGGGCGAUGAGACUCCCACAUUAAAAAACAUCCAUUUGUCGUUGCGGAAAGGUCAAUUAUCUGCAGUGGUUGGAACUGUCGGAACAGGUAAAAGCUCACUGAUUUCCGCCUUACUUGGAGAGAUGGAGAAGCUGAACGGGUCGGUGAAUACCGACGGCUCGAUCGCGUAUGUUUCCCAACAGGCUUAGAGCCAGAAUACAACGCACCGGGAGAAUAUCCUAUUCGGAAAACCGCUGGAUCAACAAGAAUAUGAUAAAGUCAUCCAAGGCUGCGCUCUUCUACCAGAUCUGGAUAUGCUUCCGGCAGGGGAUGCAACGGAAAUCGGUGAAAAGGGUAUUAAUCUAUCCGGUGGACAAAAGCAGCGAGUUGCCUUAGCACGGGCCGUCUACGCCGAUGCCGACAUUUAUCUGUUCGACGAUCCGUUGAGUGCGGUUGAUACUCACGUUGGCAAGCACAUUUUCGAGAAGGUGAUCGGUCCACAGGGAAUGCUGGUAGGCAGGUCUAGGCUGUUGGUUACGCACGGCAUUUCGUUUCUACCAUUCGUUGAGAAGAUUUUCGUUGUCAAAGAUGGAGAAAUAUCGGAGAGUGGUUCCUAUCAGCAGCUACUGGAUCAGAAGGGAGCGUUUGCCGAAUUUCUGACUCAGCACCUCCAAGAGUUGGACGAAGAAGAUGAAGAGUUGCAGUUAGUUCAGGAAGUUCUGAAAGGCGAAUCAUCCAGAACAAGCGUUGAACGUUCGACCUCAACGCCAUCUAAUGAAGAAGGAACACCAAAAAAGCAAAUCAACCGACAAGAAUCGAGAGCAAGCGUUGAAAAGGACAAACCUACCCCGGCUGUGACGAAAGCAGGCAAGUCUACUUUGAUCGACAAGGAGGAAUCCGCUACCGGAUCCGUCACGUUAGCCGUCUAUCUGAAGUACAUCAAAGCCAUUGGUUUAUCGCUGGGCCUGUGGUCGAUUGUUUUAAACGUCAUCACUCACGCAAUUCUAAUAUUCUAAAGCUUCUGGUUAACGGAUUGGUCAGAGGAUCCGGAGGCAAUCACCGAUACUUCGGUACGGGAUAUGUACCUUGGAGUCUACCGUGCACUGGGAGCUCUCCAAUCGAUCGCGCUCUUCAUCAGUUCAAUCAUUUUGGGUCUGGGUUGUCUUAACGCAGCAAAGAAGCUGCAUGACAAACUACUGGAAAGUUCGAUGAGAAUGCCUAUGUCCUUCUUCGAUAUGACUCCGCUCGGUAGAAUCAUAAACCGUUUUUCAAAGGACGUCGAUGUCCUGGACAAUGUUCCACCGGCAACGAUUCGGGCAUGGCUGUACUUCUCCCUUGCCGGGAUCGGAGUCUUUAUCGUCAUUGGCAUCUCAACACCUAUCUUCCUGGCAGUCGUACCUCCGCUAGCCAUAAUUUACUACUUUAUCCGGAAGAUCUACAUUGCGACGUCGCGGCAGCUGAAACGGUUGGAAUCUGUUACCCGUAGUCCGAUCUACUCCCAUUUCGGAGAAAGUAUAAACGGACAGUCUACCAUUCGAGCAUUCAAUUAGCAGACCCGAUUUACUUCGGAAUCCGAAGCCAAGGUUGAUUACAAUCAGAAGGUAGAUUAUCUUACAAUAUUGACGGCUCGUUGGAUUGCAGUUCGGUUGGAUAUUAUCGAUAGUCUGGUGGUGCUGUUUGCUGCCUUAUUUGCCGUAUUGGCCAGGGAAUCGAUUGGACCGGCUACGGUUGGCCUUUCGAUUUCCUAUGCGCUACAGAUUUCCACUGCGUUGAGUUUUGUGGUCAGAAUGACGGCUGAAGUGGGUACGAAUAUCGUGGCUGUUGAACGGUUGAAAGAGUACACGGAGCUGCCUCGGGAGGCGGAAUGGCAGAAAGGAUCGGUGAGUAAGGAUUGGCCGACGAAGGGAAUGGUGGAAUCCAAGUAUUUGAAGAUCCGGUACCGGGAAGGAUUGGAGCUGGUUAUCAGAGGGAUAUACUUGCACGUAAAAGGUUGCGAGAAAAUUGGAAUCGUUGGAAGGACUGGUGCGGGGAAGUCAAGCUUAACACUGGGAUUGUUCAGAAUUGUGGAAGCAGCCGGAGGUGCGAUUGUCGUCGACGGGGUCAACAUGGCUCAAAUAGGUGGGCCUGUGCAUCGUACCUCCUGA